AUGAGUUCUCCAUAUUCAGACAGCUCUGUGGACUCUCGAAAACGGUCUAGAGACGAAUACGAGUUUGACUUCUCGUCGCCAAUCAAGAAAACUCAGACCCAUCAGAUCCACACUGAAGUACAUAUCCAUACUGUGAACAGCUUAAUGGAAGCUCUGAGACAACAAAAGGAGCUACCCAAGAUCGAAGAUCAACAUGAAACUGAAGAAGAGUCCCAUAACUACCACCAGAAACCGUUCUGGCCCAGGAGCAUACGCUCCGGCUCUAUCAAUGGCCCACAACUGGUGUGGGCAGACGAUGAAUGGUUUCUUGAGCAGCGCUCGAGACUUUUCUAG
Candidozyma haemuli is the source of this 333-nucleotide messenger RNA. RefSeq lists its product as uncharacterized. NCBI's taxonomy places the organism in Eukaryota, Fungi, Ascomycota, Pichiomycetes, Serinales, Metschnikowiaceae. The record is from RefSeq and is a predicted model, not a curated record. The transcript has 2 exons. Bases 1 to 333 code for a protein of 110 amino acids.